Molecule: messenger RNA, 1475 nt
Organism: Triticum urartu
Lineage: Eukaryota; Viridiplantae; Streptophyta; Magnoliopsida; Poales; Poaceae
Source: RefSeq, a predicted model, not a curated record
AGGGUGGCUCUGAUUCAAAACACACCACUGGGACUGGGUCAGUCAAACAAACAGUGUUAGACAGGCACUGGUGUUAGGUUGAGGAUAAAAAUUGUGCGGGGGUGCAAAUACAUGCUGCUGGUAAAGGUCAAGCUCAUAAGACUUGGCAAAAUUAAAAUGGAUGAAGGCUUAAGCGCAUCGCUCGCGCCAUGGUUAUGAUGAAUUGUGUGUGGGGUGGAAACAGAGACUGUUACUACCACGGGGCUAAAAAGUCAAGCUCAUAAGACUUGGCAAAAUUAUAUUGGCACCCUAAACUAAAAAUGGCGAUGAUGGUGGAUCCACCGAACGGCAUGGGAAACCACGGGAAGCACUACUACACCAUGUGGCAGACCAUGUUCGAGAUCGACACCAAGUACGUGCCGAUCAAGCCCAUCGGAAGAGGAGCCUACGGGAUAGUUUGCUCCUCGAUCAACCAGGAGACCAACGAGAAGGUCGCCAUCAAGAAGAUAAACAACGUCUUUGACAACCGCGUGGAUGCGCUGAGGACGCUGCGCGAGCUGAAGCUCCUUCGGCACCUGCGCCAUGAGAAUGUCAUUGCCUUGAAGGAUAUAAUGAUGCCGAUACAUAGGAGGAGCUUCAAGGAUGUCUACUUGGUCUCCGAGCUCAUGGACACGGAUCUGCAUCAGAUUGUCAAGUCGUCUCAGCCGCUGUCCAAUGACCACUGUCAGUAUUUCCUUUUUCAGCUGCUCCGAGGACUGAAGUACCUUCAUUCAGCAGGGAUACUCCAUAGAGACCUGAAGCCUGGGAACCUUCUGGUCAAUGCAAACUGUGACCUGAAGAUCUGUGACUUUGGUCUGGCUCGCACAAAUAACACUAAAGGUCAGUUUAUGACUGAAUACGUUGUCACCCGCUGGUACAGAGCUCCCGAGCUGCUGCUCUGCUGCGACAACUAUGGCACCUCCAUAGAUGUCUGGUCUGUUGGCUGCAUCUUUGCUGAGCUACUUGGCCGCAAGCCGAUCUUUCCAGGAACCGAGUGCCUUAAUCAGCUUAAGCUCAUAGUCAAUGUUCUUGGCACCAUGAGCGAGGCUGACCUCGCGUUCAUUGACAACCCGAAAGCGCGCAACUACAUUAAAUCCCUUCCAUACACCCCAGGGAUUCCCCUCAGUAGCAUGUACCCGCAAGCGCACCCUCUUGCCAUUGACCUGUUGCAGAAGAUGCUUGUCUUUGACCCUUCCAAAAGGAUCAGUGUCACCCAGGCUCUGGAGCACCCCUACAUGUCCCCGCUGUAUGAUCCCAGCGCAAACCCUCCUGCGCAGGUGCCCAUCGAUCUCGACAUAGAUGAAAACAUUGGCACAGAUAUGAUCCGAGAAAUGUUGUGGCAGGAGAUGCUCCAGUACCACCCCGAGGCCGCCAGGAUGGUGAAUAUGUGACAAGCAGGAAUGAACAUGUGAGAGCAGUGUGCCACACCAGGGUCUUCACAUGUUCGUUCUUGGUAU